Moesziomyces antarcticus is the source of this 1008-nucleotide messenger RNA. RefSeq names its product exosome complex exonuclease rrp40. Gene Ontology annotation, molecular function: RNA binding. Gene Ontology annotation, cellular component: cytoplasmic exosome (RNase complex); nuclear exosome (RNase complex). The transcript has a single exon. The record is from RefSeq and is a predicted model, not a curated record. Bases 1 to 1008 code for a protein of 335 amino acids. Gene Ontology annotation, biological process: exonucleolytic trimming to generate mature 3'-end of 5.8S rRNA from tricistronic rRNA transcript (SSU-rRNA, 5.8S rRNA, LSU-rRNA); poly(A)-dependent snoRNA 3'-end processing; TRAMP-dependent tRNA surveillance pathway. NCBI's taxonomy places the organism in Eukaryota, Fungi, Basidiomycota, Ustilaginomycetes, Ustilaginales, Ustilaginaceae.
AUGACGGUCGUGCUGCCUGGCGACGCCGUGCCUCUGGCUUCCACCUCGGCGCUCAAGCUCGGUCCCGGCCUGCUUCCCACACCGCCGUCCACAUCCACAUCCACAUCAACAGCCGCCACACCAUCGCCAUCGCUCACCGCCAUUCGCACAGGUGCGCUCGGACACAUCGGCGCUUCUCAAGCCUCCUCCUCUUCCUCAAGCUCGGUCGCCUCAUCCAAGCCAAAGCACGCCGAAUCCGCCGCCGUAUGGGUAGAGUCCAACACGCAACGCGUACGUCCAACUCGCCGCCUCAUCUCGUCCCUAUUUGUCGAGCCUCCAACGCUGACUGACACUGACAUCUUGCUGCUUUGUUCUGCUCUGUCUACGCAUGCUCGACAGUAUGUCCCUGCACCGGGCGAUUCGGUGGUGGCGCAGAUCACCAACCGCGGCGCAGAUUCCUACACGGUCUCGCUCUUUGGCGCACACGCCGCCACGCUGCCCGCACUCGCCUUCGAAGGCGCAACCAAGCGCCACAAGCCCAACCUCAACAUCGGCGCGCUCGUCUAUGCGCGCAUCGUCUCCGCCGACCGCUUCACCGAGCCCGAGCUCACCUGCCUCAAUCCGCUCACCGCCAAGAGCGACGGCUUUGGCCAUCUCAAGACCACCGACCAUCGUGGCGAAAAAGUCGCCCACGCCAUGCUCUUCCACACCUCACUCGGCCUCGCACGCAGCCUCCUCAGGCCCGACCAUCCGCUCCUCGGCCUCGUCGCCGCCCACUUUCCCUUUGAGGCUGCCAUCGGCCAGAACGGCGCCGUAUGGGUGCGCGCCAACGAGCCCAGCCACCUCGUCGCCGUCGGCCGCCUCCUCCACGCCGCAGACUUGCAUCCUACCGCACACUCGUCGCUGCCCCAACAUCCAUCGCCGGCGCAAGACGACCAAGCUACUUUGCAUGCCCAGCACAUUCUCGACCACAGAGCCCAAAGCUGGGACGCAAAGCGCGUCCGCGCGCUCAUCCAUGACCUUUUGUAG